This is a messenger RNA of Fusarium vanettenii 77-13-4, 3819 nucleotides long. RefSeq lists its product as uncharacterized. The transcript is spliced from 2 exons. NCBI's taxonomy places the organism in Eukaryota, Fungi, Ascomycota, Sordariomycetes, Hypocreales, Nectriaceae. The record is from RefSeq and is a predicted model, not a curated record. The annotation marks the transcript as partial.
GCCAUGGAAGAGCUAUCCCCCGGCAACGCUGGCGUUGACGAGAUCGAGACAGCCUCGAUCACCUCCACCAUCGAGACUGAGAUUGACUCGGAGGAAGAAUGGACUGUUUCAUCUGUUCUCGCCGAACAUGAAGAUGGUGGAAAGUUGUAUUACCUCAUCAGAUGGGAAGGAUAUGAGCUAUUUGACGCAUCCUGGGAACCAGAGGAAAACCUCAGCGCGAGUCUUCUCACUCACUGGCAAGAGACCAAGCAGCAAGACGACCAUGAACGAAAGUCAAACCGCAACAUCGGUGCGUGGAGAAAGGCUUCAAUAGAGAGGUUCAGGUCCAAGCUGGCUCGGCACGAGGAACGAAAUCGUAAACGUCUCGAGAGAGGCCUCGAGCCUACGGUGUAUCCGACCACCUUUGAGGAGCACAUCGAAGCGCUCAAUCUUUGGCCAAUAGGCGAGGAUCCUGACGAUUCAUCGACACCGAGUUCACCUGAGCAAAAAGCCGAUAUCAAGACCGACGAUCAACCCCCUCCUUCACCUCCCGAGGUGGGCCAAACGGUCACGACAGCACAACCAGACAAAGAUGACGCAGAUGAUUCCCCAAAAAGAGGUCGCCCAAAGCGCACAGCUCCUGCUCGAGAGAAGUCACCUGAACAAGCUGAGCCUGUUUCACCUCCGGCAACAAAAAAGGAUACGCCUCGACGAGCUUCAGGAGAUGGUUCAAGGAAACCUGAUGGACCACGUCGACAAGUCGUCCGUCCAUUAAGUGGUCUGACCAGCAAAUUUGGUCGUCCAAACCCGCCUCGGCGCACCAGUUCCGAGACAAAUGGCAAGGAAGUAGUCAUCCGCAAGGCCCAGGCACCCGACGCCUUCACUGGCAAUGUGUUUUCAGGCGGGAAAGUGAGAAAGCAGCGGACCACUCUGGCCGAGGCUGUUGAAGACCCAACAAAACAACCAAAGAUGCUCAAGCAUCGCUUUACAAGAAUACUCGAAAAAAGAAGUCGCGACAAAGACGGCGUAGUGGCACCGCCAAAACCAGCUGUUCUCUAUUCCCUCAAUCCCAGAGAGAAAAGGCGGUCCUCUCAGAAACAUCCUGUUGAUGAUUCAAACCCGGAUGCCGCUGAGGCAGAGGAGGCAAACUCGGUGGCUCACAAUGGCGACAGUGUUCAACCAGCAGACUCUCCUGCGAGCGACCGGGAGCCUACGAAGCCCAAGAAAAAGAAGAAGUCGAUCAGCUGGGGUCAAGUGGAAGAAACAACCAUUACCCCGGUGGAGGACUUGAUGGAUAUUGCCGAAGAGGACGAAAGUCUUUUCUUCCCAGAUCCCCCCUCAGCUUCAAGAGUCACAAAGAUCGAGGAGCCUGAGAUGUCGAGUGUUGCGUUACCACCAAGCCCUCCAGCGAGACGUGUUCGCUGGGCCGAAGAGUCGCCUGUCACCAGCAACAACGUACACCAGGACCUUUACACCAUUACCAAAGACGUCCAAUUUGGUCCUAGAACUUCAGCGUCAAUUUCUGUCACAUUCAAGGGGCCUCGACCCAAGCCGGGACAGACUUGGUCCUGUGUCCUGGAAAACGAGCCAAAGCUGGCCUUCACACAUUCCUGCAUGUUGAAAGAUUUCCAGGACUGUAUAACCUCCAUUUCUACCGUGGAGCCAGUCAGUGGCGUCGUGACUGCAAAUGACGACCCGUCCAGCCUUGCAUCAAUUUGUAUGCCCGAGUUAAAGUACCUCUUAUUCCGGUCAGCUCCUCAAUGGUUAACAUCACUUGCCCCAAUAUCGAUCCCGGGCGAAAUCACCUCCAGUGAUGUCCUGCCGCGCAUUGGAGCGACGGUGAUGCACCGACUCUUCAACUUCCAUUACGAGCGGCUGCUGCCAGAGAAUGCCCUCAACACACCAACCAAGCAUCACUUCUUCCUCGCCUUCCCGCCACAAGCCGACUUAGAAGUUAUGUUCUUGGGUCGUUGGCUCCGAAGCUGUAACCCUGACUGCAGAAUCUUUACAAGUGUCUUUCCUGGACACUGGCUCACCUUUUUGAAGAUGGAGCAUGGAGUGGUCAUUAUUCCUGAGGAAGCGAUAUGGUCUGUCCGGCUCUUCCCCAACCUACACUUCCUUCUUCAUUCCUCGCCCACACACUUCCAGUUCUGGCUCUUCUCCAAGUCUACACACCCCUCGGCCAUGUUCCCUUCUAGCGACAAUGCAGCUGAGAUUGGGGACAUCAGCCUUCAACCUACAUGCCCUAACCGGAAAGCCAUCAUGGUUACGCCAAGCUUCAUGGUAUCGCAGCCCCAGCAAGUGUGGAACUUCUUCAAAUGGUUCUGGAAGGCCUGGAAGCAUGACAACGACGCAGUCCGACUUGUGGUCUGCGCUAGGUUUGACUCUUGGCUUCGCGACUUGGCCUUUGAAAAGGCCGAAAAGCUGAGCAAGCUGUCGCGCAACUUACAAACUCCCGUCAACAGUCAGGAAGGGGUUGAGGCGCUAAACAAGACCUGGUCCAUGGUUUUGGCCCUCCUCGACGCGGCGAGCGAUGAGCAUUCCCCGUUUGUCUUUGCCCCUGAGUGCAUAGACGGCAACGAUGAACAGAGCUUGGUCAAUUGGUUCGGAUGGUGGUCCAUCAUGAACAUGAAUCGGUUCCGAAAGUUCAGCGUCUUGGGUUCCAGUGAGCCGGACGGUCAAAGGAUGACUCGUUACAUUACACGGCGAAAGUACCUGUCAUCGACAUUUGCCAGCCCAGAUGACGUCUAUUCCCUUCUCGACCAGAAGGAUUCAGUGAUAGCCUCAUCAUCUACCCAGCCCUCUACCGGCCAGCCCAGCGCGCAAUUGCAGCUCAUUCCUAGCGACGAUGCCCACUCUUUCAAGACAUUUCUGGCAAAGCUUGAUGACAAGACUAAGGAGUCUGGUUGGAGCCCACACAUCAUCUACAAGUUUCCAAUCUCAUACUGGGACUCGGCCAUGGCCUUUGAUUUUGCUGAUUAUCACAACGCCUUUGACCCCUACGGGAAGUGCAUGAGGUUUAUCCGCGACUUUAUUUUGGAGUCUGCACACAGGUUCCAUAACACUGCCAUGGCUUUAUUCUACACGAUAGAUGGAACUUGGGACGCCAAGAGAGAUCCAAGGGUCAUUGGGAAGACUCGUCGGCCCUGGAUCAUGGUGUACCGGCCUGUCGAACCGCACAAGAAGCCAUGGAAAACUGCUGAGUUACUCAUCUGGGAUCCUACGAGGAAGGGAAACCUUGCUGACAAGGACCGACCGGAUAUCUAUGAGGGAGAUCUUAUUCAAGCACAGCGUGAGUUGAUAAAUGCCGUGCAAACAGAACUCACUCCAAUACUACCGUUGGAAAAGGUUUGGGUCGCAGGUCUCAACAGCAAGCCUCCAGGCUUGACCGAACUGGUCGACAUUGCCGUUGACCAAUUCAAGACAUUCGUGGACAAGCUCAAGACGUACGUCCCGGCUCCAUACCACUCAAUGUCAGCUAGGGGGUGGAGGCUUAUUAAGGCUGGGGACGCGCCUGUUGGCGCUCGAACCCUUUCUCCAGAACCAAUGGAUAUUGAUGAGCGAGAAGAACUAAUCGACGAGGACCCUGAGGAUGGGUUACUUACAGUCUUCCACCCUCCUCGUGGGAAGCCAAUGAGAAGGCCUACGAAUUGCAACAAUCGUCUCUACCAGCAAGUCACCAAAGGAACCAAGCAAGAUAGGAUCGAGUUCAAGUUUCGUCCAACAAUGGAGUGGUACCACGAGCAGGUGGAGGAGGGGCGUGGCUUUGAGCAACUUCAGGUUACACCGUGGGAGGCAGUUUUUAACAAGUACAAGAUCGACGACCCUAAGAAGGCCUGA